UCUCUCUCUCUCUCUCUCGCUCCCGCCCCCCGUACGCCAUCGCCAUGAGAGGAGCUCUUCGAGCUCUGAGGCUCGCGACCUCCUCCUCCGCGCCCCUCUCUCGCCCUCGCCCCCGUUCCCUCCUCCCCUCUCGCCUCCUCGCCGCCGCAGCCGCCGACCCCCAACCCGAUCUCCCGCCCUCCGCCGCCGCCGACGACGACGACGCCGACGCCCCCUCCGCCGACUUCGAUAGCGCCGAGUUCUCCCUCCCCGACGACUCUGGCGCUAGCUCCCGCCGAGCUCCCGUGUGGGACGAGGCCUAUCGGGUUCGGGCCGACAGGGUUCUGUUCGGGGAGAGGAAUCGCGCGAAGAAGCUGUUGGAGGAGGAGGAGGAGAGGGAGAGGGCGACGAGGCUCGCGAGGGCGCUGCUCGAGGCGGCGCUGGAGCCGCCCGAUGACGCGGAGGAGGAGGGGGAUAUGGUGGUGAAGGAGGAGGAUCAGAAGUCGCUCUCCGUCGGAAUCAUCGGAGCUCCGAAUGCCGGGAAAUCCUCUCUCACGAAUUUCAUGGUUGGAACAAAAGUUGCUGCUGUCUCAAGGAAAACUAAUACAACUACUCGCGAAGUUUUAGGAGUAAUGACGAAAGGGGCAACACAAAUUUGUUUCUUUGAUACCCCAGGUCUCAUGAUAGGGCAUCACGGGUACCCAUACAGGACAGAUGUUAGAGUUCGCGUAGAAAGUGCUUGGAGCUCAAUCGACCUAUAUGAUCUGCUUAUAGUCAUUUUUGAUGUCCAUAGGCAUCUCACCACGUCUGACACAAGGGUGACAAAGUUAAUUAAACGACUGGGUGAGGAGGCAAACCCUAAACAAAAGCGCGUUUUAUGCAUGAACAAGGUGGAUCUAAUAGAAGAUAAAAAGGACUUGCUGAAAGUUGCAAAAGAAUUUGAAGAUCUUCCUGGAUAUGAAAGGUAUUUCAUGAUAUCUGGACUAAAAGGUUCAGGUGUGAAAGACCUCGUACAGUAUCUAAUGGACCAGGCAGUCAAAAGACCUUGGGAUGAGGAGCCAAGCACCAUGACCGAAGAGAUACAAAAAAACAUAGCUUUAGAGGUUGUCCGCGAAAAGAUGCUAGACUAUAUUCAUCAGGAAAUUCCAUACGUGAUUGAGCAUCGAUUAAUGGACUGGAAGGAACUAAGGGAUGGUUCUCUGAGGGUGGAGCAACACUUCAUUACACCAAAACCAAGCCAGAGGCAGAUUCUUAUUGGAAAGAAUGGCUCUAAGAUAGGGAGAAUAGGCAUUGAGGCCAACCAAGAAUUGAGGUCCAUAUUCAAGAAAGAGGUGCAUCUCAUUCUGCGAGUUCGAGUUGCUAAGAAGAAGGGUGCUUGAGUUGACGGUGGACAUUUCACAUGUUGCAGCUGAUUUCCAUUUGUGUUAUUUCAGGGCGAUAUUGAAGUUGCAUUACUGACAAUGGGUUUUAACUUGGGUCAUUCAUGAAAGAACACGGCUUGAUACAUGAGACCUCUUAUUCUUGAUCCCUAUAUAUUGGAGGCACCAAAAGGAUUGGCUUCAAAGUUACACUCGCAAUCAACGGUGCUCCGGUGCAAUUUCGGGCUCGCCAAGUGUGCAGGAACGGUGCUUCAUAUUCGGCUGAAGAUUACAAGUUGUGCAAUUGUUUUCUAUUUUUUCUUUUAUACAACAUGUUGUAAAUUGUAUCGGUUCUCUUUGGAGAUUCUGCCAUUUGUUUGUUGUUUUUCCUUUACCUAGUUUCGCUAUGGAGGAAUAGCUAGGUGCAGUGACAGGAACAUAUGAAUACUAAUAAUGUUGUAUCAGGUCUUUUUGAAGCCUUUUACUAAUUUCGUUGUGCACAACUCAAAA
Ananas comosus (pineapple) is the source of this 1847-nucleotide messenger RNA. RefSeq names its product GTP-binding protein ERG. The record is from RefSeq and is a predicted model, not a curated record. The transcript has 9 exons. Lineage: Eukaryota; Viridiplantae; Streptophyta; Magnoliopsida; Poales; Bromeliaceae. The coding region runs from base 45 to 1358 and encodes 437 amino acids. Gene Ontology annotation, biological process: ribosomal small subunit assembly. Gene Ontology annotation, molecular function: ribosomal small subunit binding; GTP binding; rRNA binding.